Messenger RNA from Ostreococcus tauri, 2109 nucleotides. RefSeq names its product Sel1-like. The coding region runs from base 1 to 2109 and encodes 702 amino acids. Gene Ontology annotation, molecular function: protein binding. Lineage: Eukaryota; Viridiplantae; Chlorophyta; Mamiellophyceae; Mamiellales; Bathycoccaceae. The record is from RefSeq and is a predicted model, not a curated record. The transcript has a single exon. Gene Ontology annotation, biological process: ERAD pathway. Gene Ontology annotation, cellular component: endoplasmic reticulum membrane.
AUGGUUUCGUUCGUUUUCGCGAUCGUCGCGCGGGCGAACGAGGAUGUGAUGGGUGACGUGGAAAGCGAUGAAUUUUUGGGGGUCGAUCGCGACGCGUCCGGCGAUGUUGCGAGGUUGGAUGCGUCGAAGAUGGGUGAUGACGCCUCCGAGCGGGACGCCUCGGGCGGUUCGGCGGCGAGCGCGGCGACGGAAAAGUCGAUGGAAACGGAUGGGGCGUCGGACGUGACGUCCGAGUUCGAGAAGAUUCGAUUGGAAAACAUAGCCGAGUUGUUGAGAGAGGAAGACGUGGACGAGAGGCGACGGGUGCGGGCGAGCGGAUCGUCGAGGUCGGCGGCGAACCGGAAGCGCCGGCGAGCCUUUGCUUGGGUGUCGCGGUACGUCGAGGGCGACGAGACGAGCGAUGCCGCGGGAUGGGAAGAUGGCGAGGCGUGGUACGCGCUGGGGUUCGCUCGCAGGUACGGAUUGAUCGAUUCGAUCGGUAUGGACGAACGCGGUGCCAUGGCGGCGCUGCGUCGGGCGGCGGAGCUGGGAAACGCGGACGCGCACGAGGAGUUGGGUUUUACGUACGCCAGCGGGUGGAACGGUGCGCCGAGGGACGGGGCGAAAAGCGUGUUGCAUUAUUACUUCGCCGCGAACGGUGGGAGCGUGCCGGCAAUGAUGGCGCUCGGGUACAGACACAAGCAAGGGAUCGAUGUGCCGGAUUCGUGCGAGAGCGCGACGCUGUACUAUCACGAGGCGGCGAAAAUCGUCGCAGACGAGGCGGCAAAGCGCACGCCUGGGAUUUUACCGUUUCAGAUUGAAAAGCACCGACUGAGUGCAGACAUGAGUGGGAGCAACAUCGCGGCGAAGCGCGAGCGGGACUUGGUGCAGUAUUAUCGGUACAGUGCCGACAUGGGCAACGUCAACGCGCAGGUGACGAUGGGCCGAUUGUAUGCGCUCGGCGCUCGGGGUUUGCGCAAAGACAUCGACGCUGCGCGUAAAUACCUCAGCGAAGCCGCAAACGCGGGAGACGCGGCGGCGAUGGCGAAUUUAGGGAACAUGUACGCCAACGGGUUCGGCGUCGACGCGAACAAUGAAACCGCCUUGCACUGGUUCCACAAGGCGGCGACCAAGGGCAACGCCAUGGGUCGAUACGGCUUGGGUUACAUGACGCUCGCAGGUCACGGCGUGGAACAAGACCACGGAACGGCGGUGAAGUACCUGAAUCAAGCCGCCGAGCAAGGUUUAGCGGAUGCCAGGUACUUUCUUGCUGUCCUCCAUCUGCGUGGAAUAGGCGUCAAGCAGGAUUUCACAAAGGCGUACCAUAACUUCAACAUCGCCUCGCACGUCGGCCACGAGGUUGCGACGUAUAACUUAGCCAUGAUGCAGUUGAACGGGAUGGGAUUUCCGUCGUCCUGCGCCUCGGCGAGCUCGCUGCUCAAGCAGCUCGCCGAACGUGGGAGAUGGGUGACAAUGAUGGAGCACGCGUACGCGGCGUACAUGCGUCGUGAUUAUCGAGGCGCGCUCCUUCGGUACAUGAAGAUGGCAGAGAUGGGGCUCGAAAUAGCGCAGGCAAACGCUGCGUUCUUGCUCGAGAGCAAGCGCGGAGACGAUGGACGAUUCCGCGAUGACACAUCCGAGAACCCGUUGGCGCCACCGACGGCCACGCGAGCGCUCCAUUACCACCGGCUCGCGGCGAAACAGGGCAACGUUAAGUCAUUGCUCCGCAUCGGCGACGCGUACUUCUACGGUCACGGCACGAGCGUGUCGCUCACCAAGUCGAUUGCGGCUUACCGUCAGGCAAGCGAGCAGAGAAAUCCGCACGCCAUGUUCAACCUCGCGCACAUGCACGAGCACGGCAUCGGCAUGCAAAAGGACCUCCACCUCGCCAAGCGAUACUACGACAUGAUCCUCACCUCACAACCCGACGCGAGCAUCAUCGUCCAGAUCGCCCUAAAAAAGCUCCACGUACACCGCUGGAUCGUCGACAAUCGCGACGCCAUUCUCACGGCAGCCAAGGAGUUCGCGUCGCCGACGCAUCAAUUCAUUGACUUCAUCGUCGUCUUCGGCGCCGCCGCGCUGUUAUGUUUCGUCCUCAUCCUCCGUUACACCAUGGACUCGACCCGGUGA